CUUAGUGGCAAUAUAAAUAUCAUUCACACAUUGCAUAGAUGAUUGCAAAUGGGGCAAUCAUGGAUCUAAAUUGUUUUCUCAAGUUCAUGAUAUUGGUAAUGAUAAUACUCUUCGUAGGGUUUCUUGCUUGGAUACAAAACAAAGUAGCAAACUCAAAUGAAGUCAAUAACAACACACAAAGAGAUGAGUUUAUGCAAGUUAGUGAUGAAAUUAACCUAUUCUUUGAACAAGAUCAUGAUGAUAACACAAUAUCCAAUGGUUUAAGUGAAUAUUGUGCUUGCUCCUUUUGUGGCAAAUUAAGCAAGAUAAUCACAACAUGCACACGAUGCAAAAAUGCUAUAUAUUGCUCAAAAGAAUGCCAUGUCAUGCACGGGAGAUUUUGGCAUAGAGACGAAUGUGUUGAUGAGAUAGUGUCUACAGAAGAUAACGAGGAAUCAUCUUCUCAUGGUGCCCAAUGCUUUCUCUUGGAGCCUGGAAAUGAAAUCCUUAAUUACCCAUUCAAUGACGAUGAUGACGAGAAAAUAUAUGAGGAAAAUGUUUACUAUAUUGAAGGAGGAGAAAACAAUGUUGAGUCAAGCAAGGAAACAUCAAUGAGGCUUCAUCAUGGCAUUGUUAGUAAUUACGAUAGCUGUGCAGUUUGUGGUAAUCCAUGCUCCAAAAAAUGCUCAAGGUGCAAAGCUAUUAAAUACUGCUCAGAAACGUGUCAGCAUUUUGAUUGGAGAUCAGGGCAUAAGUUUCAAUGUUUUGUUACAAAAAAGAGUUCAACUCAAGAAACAACAAGCAAUCAAGAAUGGCAUGCCAAUGAAAAUGUUAUAAUGCCCCCAAAUUUAGAUGAUGUUAAAGAUAAUGGUCAUUCAUAUGACCGUCUUUGCUUGGAAUUUUAUCCAGAAGAAAACAGCAACACCAAGGCUCUGAUUUUAAGUUAUCAGGAAGCUAGCAACAAAGUCCAAGAGGUUGAACAACAAAUGAAAAGCCUAAAAGAAGAAUUGAAAAUGAUAAGAAAUGAAAAUAUAUCACUACAAUCAAAGCUUAAUUAUUGGGAAAUUAGAGCAAAGUAUUCUGCUGAUCGACUUUACAGUUUCAAGAAAGAAAAUGAACACCAGUUGUUUAUUUUGAAGCAUGAAAAUGAAUUGAUAUCAAAUGCUGAGAAGCAAGCUCGUCAAAUGGUUACUAAUUUAUCUCAGAGGAUACACUGUUUGCAGAUUGCAGUGGAAACUGGAGUAGCAGAGAGGAAAAAACAAGAAGAAUUUAUACUUGUGCUGCAGAAUGAAUGUGCCAAGACUAAGAGAGAGUUUCAAGAACAAAACAAAUAUGUUGAAAGGCUUAUUAGACAGAAGAUUGAUGAUGCCACUCAGUUUCCUAUGAAAGUAGCUGAAGAAGCAGGAAAAGAAUCAGGCACCAGAAUAAUUUCAGCUGAUGAAUCCAAACAUACUUCUGUAGAGGUGUUACAAACAAUCAGUUUAAGCAGAAACCCAACAUUGACUAGACAGUGUUGUACAAUUUGCUUAACAAAUGAGAAGGACUUGGCCUUUGGUUGUGGACACAUGACUUGCAGAGAGUGCGGAUCGAAAAUUCGCAAAUGUCAUAUAUGUCGAAAGAAGAUCACUAAUCGUAUCAGGUUGUUCCCUGGUUAAUUGACAAUGGAGUUGAUAGCAGCUUUCUAAGACAUAGAUGAUCUUCAUGCAAUGCCACUAAAAUUCUCAUCAGAGCAACAUAUGCUUAGUAGUAUUAUCAAAACUUGACAAUUAGAUAUUAAAAUAAUUAGUCAAGAAAAAAAAAUUGGACUUACAGGUCACAUGACCAUGUAUAUCAAGUAGAUAUGUAAUCAAGUUUAACUUAUGUAUGUUUGUAUGUAAAUAUGAAUGCAUAUUAUAAUAUGUUUAUACCUUA
Molecule: messenger RNA, 1890 nt
Organism: Cicer arietinum (chickpea)
Lineage: Eukaryota; Viridiplantae; Streptophyta; Magnoliopsida; Fabales; Fabaceae
Source: RefSeq, a predicted model, not a curated record